Molecule: messenger RNA, 1439 nt
Organism: Brachypodium distachyon (stiff brome)
Lineage: Eukaryota; Viridiplantae; Streptophyta; Magnoliopsida; Poales; Poaceae
Exons: 3
Coding region: 125-283 (52 amino acids)
Source: RefSeq, a predicted model, not a curated record
UUUCUGUACUUUUCUUCUUAUCGACUACUCAGGCGGCUCCUUCGUUCCAAUGUUCUCUCUUCUAUAGAAGGAGAGGAAAGGAACCCCCAAUCUAGAAACCUUUGCCUCCCCUCCGCCGCCGAAGAUGCCCCAGCAGGCGCCGCAGCCAGGGACCGCCUCUCACGUCCUCGACUCUGUACCGCUCUUCGUCAUCGUCCUCGGCGCCGUCCAUGUCCUAGCCCUCGUGUACUGGAUCUACAAGCUGGCCUCCCAAAAGCAACCCACGCGGAGCAAGACGCAGUGAUCACGCCCGGGAUCUCAUCGCACGACUUCGCUGCUCUCUUCUUUGACUGAUUGUUAUGUGAGAACACUAUAGCCCCAUUAGGCAUCAGCAGGUUCACAAAAAACAAAGGAAGGGGAAGAGGGAUUCUGAGAAUCGGAGGGGUAGAGAAGAGGGAAGUGAGAAGAGGGAAGAGCUACCAGGUUACCUGCUGCCGGAUCCUGGGGUUGGACGCUGGAGGGUGGAACCAGCGGCACCGAGUCUCGAGGCGCUGCAUCUGGAAAAUCCGGCGGCCGCGCAGCGUCGAAGGAGCGCUUGAGGUAGGUCACGGGCCUCACGGCUGUGGCGAAUGAUUCCUGAUCCUGCAGGUUAGGUUUUUUUUGUCGAGCAUCCCGAUCCCCCGUAGCCGUGUCUUGCUCGUGUCUCGAAUUUUAAAUUUUUUUAAUUAAAAAUCUGGGACACUUGGGGACACCCGUGUCGGGGCAUGUCCCUGCGUGUCCCGCACGGCGGCACGGGAGGUCUAGCCAUAUUGGUGCUUUCGAGCUAAUAAAUAUAUAUUCUCUGGUUUUGUUCUCCCUGUAGACUGAAUAUCCACUUGAAUUGAUAGAAUUCUUCUGGUACAGUAUACUUAAUCAUGCCUGAAAUGUCAAUGUAAUCAAGGUGCAUUGAUAAUUUGAUAUUACCGAUGGUCAACGUAAAAAGCAUGUAGUUAUAGUGAAAAAACAGCUUUGGUGCUUGAACUAUAGGUAGCUACUAGCUCGUUACCUGGCCCAGUCGAUUGUCUUGUGAUUAACAUAGGAAGCAUAUAUACCUGACGUAUUUGUGGGCAAAAUCAUUGUAUUUUAUAUUUCCAUUUUGGAUAUAUCUUGGCUGAGCAUUUAAUCCCGAGGGCCCCUGGCCCAUAAUAUGCCCAUCGCACAUGCGAGGGGUUGCAAUUGAUCUGCAACCUGGGCCAUUUCCAAUACAUUGGCGUCAGUCUACUUGCUGAAAUGGUUAGCCUGUGAGCCAGUUCAAAAUAUUUGUGUAAGAAUAACAUGAACUAUUUAUUUUCCUCUGCCCGGUGGAAGAAUCCACAUGCAUGGGAAGGACCCAAUAGGAUGUUCCACCAACGUCAAACCGGGGCAAUCAUGACCUUGCAAAUACACAGGCAAAGUGCUGCAACGAUCAGAUCUAAAAUCAG